AUGAACGUUAUUUUCAAUUGUUUAAAUCAUUCUGAAGGAUAUUGUAAUACUUUUGGAAAUUGUGGUAAAAAGUCAGUAUUUGGUAAACAACUUCCAUGUUCAAAUUUCGUUAAAUCUGUAAAACCAACUCAAGAAUCUCAAGAUAAAUUACAACAAAUAUGUGGGAAAACAUUUGAUUUUGUAUGUUGUUCACCAGAACAAAUUGAUGAAUUAGAAUCAAAUUUAAAACGAGUAGAUCCAAUUUUAUCGUCUUGUCCAGCAUGUCAUAAAAAUUUUUAUGAUUUCUUUUGUGAAUUUAGUUGUUCACCAAAUGAAUCUCAAUUUGUUGAAAUUGUUAAAACUGAAAAUGCAAAAGAUACAGGUAAAGAAAUUGUAACAGAAAUAAAUCAAUAUGUAUCUCCUAAAUUAGCUAAAAAGUUUUACGAUUCAUGUAAAAAUGUUAAAUUUCUGGCUACAAAUGGAUUUGCAAUGGAUUUAAUUGGAGGUGGAGCUAAAAAUUAUUCACAAUUUUUGAAAUUUUUAGGUGAUGAAAAACCAUUAUUGGGUGGAUCACCUUAUCAAAUCAAUUUUAAAUAUGAAAUAUCAUCAGAUGAAUCAGAGUUGAAAUUAAGAGAUGAUAUAAUGUAUGAUUGUAAUGAUGAAAAAUAUAAAUGUUCAUGUACAGAUUGUGAAUCUUCAUGUCCUAAAUUACCAAAUAUUAGGAACUUGAAUAAAAAAUGUAAAAUUGGAAUAUUGCCUUGUUUUUCAUUUUCUGUCUUGAUUGUAUUGAUAGUAUUAAUUGCCUUAUUAGGUGGAUAUCAUGUUUAUUUGGCAAAGAUUAGAAGAGAAAGACGUACUUCAUGUCAUGAUGACGAUGAUGAUUUAGAUGAAAUGAUAAGUCCAUCUUAUUAUGUUACACUUAAACAGCCGAUAAUUCAUUCAUUUUCUGAAAAUUUGAAUUCACAAAUUGAAAAAAUGUUUGAAAACAUAGGAAAAUUUUGUUCUACAUAUCCUGGUAUUUCAAUUGGAAGUAGUUUAUUAAUUGCAAUAUUAUUAUCUUUGGGUAUGUUCAAUCUAAAUUUAGAAACAGAUCCUAUCAAUUUAUGGGUAAGUCCAAAAGAACCAGCUUAUUUAAAUCAAAAAUACUUUGAAUCUGAAUUUGGAGAAUGGUUUAGAAUUGAACAGGUAAUCGUAAGCACUAAAAAUCAAGAACCUAUUUUUAAUUGGAGAACAAUCAAAUGGUGGUUUGAAGAAGAACAAAAAAUUAAUAAUGAAGAAUUAUCUGAAAUUUGUUUCAAACCAUUAGAAGAGACAUGUGCAAUUGAAUCUUUUACUCAAUAUUUUCAUGGUGAUUUGAAUGAAUUGAAUGAACAAAAUUGGGAAAGUAAAUUACAAAGCUGUUCUGAUUCUCCAAUCAAUUGUUUACCAACGUUUCAACAACCUUUGAAACCGACAUUGUUAUUUGACAAUAAUGAUAUACGGGAAGCAACAGCAUUUACAGUCACAGUUUUGGUAAACAAUAAUAAGCACAAUAAUCUGUUGGCUAUAGAUUAUGAACAUAAGUUUCAAAAAUGGGCAAAACAUCUUCAAGAGAAUGAAUUAGGAUUAACUGUUGCAUUUAGUACUGAAGUUUCAUUAACUGAAGAACUUAAUCAAUCUUCUAAUACUGACGUUAGAAUUGUUGUUAUUUCUUACAUAGUAAUGUUCAUUUAUGCUUCAUUAGCACUUGGUGGUAAAUUACCAAAUAGAUCAAUACAAUCAUUAGUGAAAACUAGAUUUACUUUAGGAUUAAGUGGUAUUAUUAUAAUCUUAUUAUCAGUAACUUCAUCAGUUGGAUUUUUUUCUAUCAUUGGACUCAAAUCAACUUUGAUUAUCGCAGAGGUUAUUCCUUUCCUCAUUUUAGCUAUUGGUAUUGAUAAUAUUUUUUUAAUUGUACAUGAAUUACAUAAAAUCACAGAAACUGAACCAAAACUAGAUUUAAAAAUUCGAAUAUCAAGGUCUUUAAAAACUAUAGGUCCAUCAUGUUUGAUAAGUGCUGUUUUACAAGUAUCUAUGUUUUUAUUGGCAUCAACUGUUGAUAUGCCAGCAGUUAAGAAUUUUGCAAUUUAUAGUGCAGGCGCUAUAAUAGUUAAUUUUGUUUUACAAAUGACUUGUUUUAUUGGGUUAUUGACUUUAGAUCAAAAAAGAAUUGAAGAUGGUAGAGUUGAUUGUGCACCAUGGAUGAGGAUUGCUCCAAUUAGAUUGGAAGAAGAUUUGGAUACUGAUAAUAAACAUUUGGAAUAUAAUUUUUCAUCUUACAUUAAGAAUAAAUAUGCUCCAUGGCUUUUGGGUAAAACUGUUAGACCUAAAGUAUUGACUAUUUUCAUAUUAUGGGCAGGUAUAUCAUUAAGUUUAUUUCCAAACAUUCAAUUUGGAUUAGAUCAAAGAUUAGCAAUGCCAAAAAAUUCAUAUUUAAUCAAUUAUUUUGACUCGGUAUAUGAUUAUUUCAAUACUGGCCCACCUGUAUUCUUUGUUGUUAAAGAUUUAGAUGUUAAAGAAAGAGCAAAUCAACAAGAAUUAUGUGGUAGAUUUUCAACUUGUGAGAAAUAUUCAUUAGCUAAUAUAUUAGAACAGGAAUUUAAAAGAUCAAAAAAAUCAAUGAUUGCUGAACCAACAAGUAAUUGGUUAGAUGAUUUUUUAACUUGGUUGAAUCCUGAUUUAGAUCAAUGUUGUAGAUUUAAAAAAUCAAGUUUGGUCUUUGACAAUAACAACAAUGAACCAGAAUUUUGUCCACCAUACGCUCCUGAUCGUCAAUGUCAAUCAUGUUAUGAUAAACAUGACCCACCAUAUAAUCCAGAUAUGAAAGGAUUUCCUCAAGGUGAAGAAUUUAUGUUUUACUUUAAUCAAUGGAUACAAGAACCUAGUGAUCCAUGUCCAUUAGGUGGUAAAGCACCAUAUUCAAAUAGUAUAUCAAGAAAUUCAACAAAUAUAAAAUCAAGUUAUUUUAGAACAUCACAUACUCCAUUAAGAUCUCAAGAUGAAUUUAUAUCAGCUUAUAAAAAUUCAAUUAGAAUAGUUGAAGAAAUUAAAAAUUAUACCGGUCUUGAUUUAUUUAGUUGGUCACCAUUUUAUAUCUUUUUUGUACAAUAUUUAAAUAUCAUUAGUUUAACAUUCACUUUAAUUAUUGGUGCAUUAUUAUUAAUUUGGAUUGUUUGUUCAUUAUUAUUAGGUUCAAUAAGAGCAUCAACUUUAAUGAUUAUUACUAUUAUUUCAAUAAUGAUAAAUAUUGGUGGUGUUUUAGCUAUUUGGGGAAUAUCAUUAAAUGCAAUAACAUUAGUAAAUUUAAUAAUAUGUUGUGGAUUAGCGGUAGAAUUCACAAUACAUUUAACAAGAGCUUAUGUUAUAGAGACUUUUUCAACAGAAGAUAUUCAAAGACAAGGAAUUGUAAAUAAAAAUCAUCAAAAAGCUUUUAAUUCAUUAGUUAAAGUUGGUGGUUCAAUAUUAGGUGGUAUUACAUUAACUAAAUUUAUUGGUAUUUCAAUUUUAGCAUUUACAAGAUCAACAAUUUUUGAAGUAUAUUAUUUUAGAAUGUGGUUUUCAUUAAUUAUUGUUGCUGUAUUACAUUCCUUGGUUUUGUUGCCAGUUUUAUUAAGUUUUUGA
Messenger RNA from Lodderomyces pseudojiufengensis, 3618 nucleotides. RefSeq names its product sphingolipid transporter (gene NCR1). The transcript has 2 exons. The record is from RefSeq and is a predicted model, not a curated record. Bases 1 to 3618 code for a protein of 1205 amino acids. Gene Ontology annotation, cellular component: membrane. Lineage: Eukaryota; Fungi; Ascomycota; Pichiomycetes; Serinales; Debaryomycetaceae.